Pyricularia grisea is the source of this 959-nucleotide messenger RNA. RefSeq lists its product as uncharacterized. The transcript is spliced from 4 exons. Gene Ontology annotation, molecular function: acyl binding; acyl carrier activity. Gene Ontology annotation, cellular component: mitochondrion. The record is from RefSeq and is a predicted model, not a curated record. Gene Ontology annotation, biological process: fatty acid biosynthetic process. The coding region runs from base 137 to 574 and encodes 145 amino acids. Lineage: Eukaryota; Fungi; Ascomycota; Sordariomycetes; Magnaporthales; Pyriculariaceae.
CACUUACCUGCGCGUUGCCAUCAUCCAUUGUCCGCCUGCCCGACGACAAAACACAUUUUUGAACCCGUACACGAGCAGACGCCGUCACCAAGAAAUACCUCACAUUUAUUAAUUCAAAUACACAACCACCAUCACAAUGAUGUUCCGUGCUACAGCUCUGCGCAGCGCCGCUGCCUCGGUUGCCCGUGCCGGUGCCAUCCGCCCUGUCGUCUCUUCUUCCGCCGUCGCCAGAUUAGCUACUCGCCGUAUCGCACCCACCGCUUGGGUUCCCAGGACUGCUACUCCAUGGACUGCCGUCCGCUGCUACGCCUCUGCUGGUGGUCUUGACAAGCCCCAGGUCGAGGGCAGGAUUAUCUCUUUGCUCCAGAAGUUUGACAAGGUCAACGACCCUACCAAGAUCCAGCCAACAUCGCAUUUUGCCAACGACCUUGGCCUGGACAGCUUGGACACUGUUGAGGUUGUCAUGGCGAUUGAGGAGGAGUUCAGCAUUGAGAUCCCCGACAAGGACGCCGACCAGAUUCACAGUGUGGACAAGGCUGUCGAGUACAUACUCAGCCAGCCCGAUGCCAACUAAACCAUUACCGCUCACGCAAACCUCUGUUACAUCUCAAACUCUGUACAAUAGAUGAAAGCAAUAUACAGGCACUAUCGGUGUUGAUUGAACUUCGUCGAUAAUUUCAUUUCAACUCGAACGAUCACAUAUUGUCGGUCUUUAUGGAUGGAUGAUGGGCGCAAGAGCUUGAUUUUCGGAAAACCCUGCUCUUCGCGUUAUAAUGCACUUUGUAUUUUUCGAAUCGCCAAGGCACGUUAAAACACGCUACGCCGUAGGAUAGGAGGUAUGCUCUGCUAAUCGCUGGGACUCGGUCUCCUCUCCUGCCUCAUCUCUACUCCUACUACUGUAUACCUAACAAGCUAUUUUGUGGCUAUGCCUCCAACAUGUCUCAUCUCGGAAGCUCUCC